Heterobilharzia americana is the source of this 1313-nucleotide messenger RNA. Lineage: Eukaryota; Metazoa; Platyhelminthes; Trematoda; Strigeidida; Schistosomatidae. The record is from the annotation of a GenBank genome assembly.
CGGGUAUUUAAUUAUGUUUACUUCAUUGUCUUUAUUUCCUGUUUGCAAUUUACUUCUUUUGCAGAUCACUGAGAUAUCAGCUAUUCAGUGUUAUCAGUGUGAUAGCAAUGAAGACGAUUCAUGUCCAGCUAGAAGAUAUUUUGAUACCAGGUUGAAUGCAAUGGUUGACUGCAGUAGUUUCUUAUCUCAUUCACCAGGAACAUUUUGUGUCAAAGUAUAUCAAGAAAGUACUGGUUGGAAUUCAUGGAUCAAAAUAACUCGAAGUUGUGGUGCACGAACUGAUUAUGGCUUAGCAUGGAGUUGUCGUUAUUGGUUUGAAGAGCAAGGUGUAUACAAAGAAGUCUGUUAUUGUCAAGAUAGAGAUGGUUGUAAUACAGCGAUACGUGUAACGAAUAUUUCUCAUAAACUAAUUUUAUUAUGCUUACAAUUCGUAAUUCUUACUUUUAUUUAUGUAAAGUAUUAUUUCUGAUCUUUGUUUGCUCUAAUCUAUCUUCACACUUGUGUAUAAUCUUUAUAUAUGUUUAGCUGUGUAAUGUAAAUGAAGAGAAUCACUUGAAAUCCCGCUUAAGUGGAAGGACAAGAGAAGAAGAGAUAGUCAUACAUAUGAAGAACCAUUUACCAAUUGUGAACAAAAAAUAUACCUCAGAUAAUUUAGGCAUGCUUAAUAGUAUCUUAGUAAAACAGUUUCAAUUUGUAUGGAUGUGUGUGUGUAUACUGUGCCGAAGGAUUUUGCUCUCAACUGAUGUUUUCAAGCAAGAUUACUCAAUGUCUUAUGAAAGAUGGUAGUCAGUUAUAGUCUAUUACAUGAAUCUAUAAUUGCAAAUUAUUUAUAGGGUCAGUGAUUUAUUUACUCUACUAUUCAUUUUGUUAUAUAGAUAAUUUUUGUUUUAAUUGUAUGCUAUCAAAAAGCAAAAAAAAAAAACAAAACAACUGUACAAUGUACACUUUAUUGAAAUAAUAAUGCCUAUUUUGAUUAAAAUUAUUGUCAAGUCGUCAGAGGUUAAAACUCAGAAAGUCAUAGUUUUGAUAUAUAGGAACACUAUUCAUCUAGUCAACAACUGUUACCAAUUAUAUAACUAUUAACUCUGAUUGUAGAAGAUCGAUAGAGAUUAGCUUAUGUAGAAAUUAAUAGUUGAAGUCAUUCACUACUAGUGAGUUAGAAUUUGUUUGAGCUUCGAUUUUUUAUUCAUUUUAUUGUGUGACCAAUUUAGCAUUCUAUUGAACUAGUGAACAAUAAUUAAUCAAUCAUUUUUCCACAGAGUAUUUGAUUUCCUUGGGUAUGUGUGUGUAUGGCUACCGAAUGAAAAUCCUCU